Messenger RNA from Hippocampus zosterae (dwarf seahorse), 6795 nucleotides. RefSeq names its product collagen, type IV, alpha 1 (gene col4a1). Gene Ontology annotation, molecular function: extracellular matrix structural constituent. The record is from RefSeq and is a predicted model, not a curated record. Lineage: Eukaryota; Metazoa; Chordata; Actinopteri; Syngnathiformes; Syngnathidae. Gene Ontology annotation, cellular component: collagen trimer. The transcript has 53 exons. Bases 258 to 5177 code for a protein of 1639 amino acids.
ACGCCAUGAACUCGACACCUCGUCAAUAGAAACGGUCGUAAACACUUACCGCGUGCGCUCCGGCGACAAGGACGGCCGCGCAGACGCACAGCAGCAGCAACCUGUAAAAUAAAUGGAUGAGGAGGAGAAGGAUGAAUUGUGAAUAAGACGUAUUGAGGCCAACGUGCAGAGCGCGCUCCGCCGCUGACUGAGUGGAAACAGAGGCCGAGAUUCAAGUGCUUGUUUGCGGACACGCCAAAAGUCGGUGCGCCGCGGAGAUGCUGCUGCUUCCCCCCGCCGCUCUUCUACUCCUGCUGGCCGUGUCGUCAAGCGUGGACCGAGCCACGGCUGAGGGCUGUGGGACAUCAUGUGGAAAAUGUGACUGCAGUGGUGUGAAGGGAGCCAAGGGUGAGCGUGGCCUCCCUGGUCUUCAAGGUAACAUGGGAUUCCCAGGAAUGCAGGGACACGAGGGGCCACCUGGGCCAAUUGGGCCCAAGGGAGAUCCAGGACAGUUUGGCGCUCCUGGAAUUAAAGGCGUCCGGGGUCCUCCUGGUCUUCCAGGUUUCCCAGGAAAUCCAGGAUUACCUGGAAUCAAUGGAAACGAUGGUCCACCUGGCGCUUCUGGUAUCCCAGGAUGCAAUGGGACCAAAGGUGACAGAGGAAGAGACGGUGUUCCUGGUUUUGAUGGUCUUCAAGGACCUCCUGGCAUCCCGGGGCUUCCUGGAAUUAAGGGUGAUCCAGGUGGUGGGAUUGGCAAUAUUCUCCUUAAAGGAGACAGAGGCUUCCCGGGCACACCUGGACUUCCUGGAUCUCAUGGACCACCUGGGCCUAUCGGUCCUCCAGGGCCUCGGGGGUACAUCGGACCCAAAGGUGAUGACGGUCCACCAGGCCCUCCUGGAGAAAAGGAUGACAAGUUGUCCUUUGAGAGUGAGAAAGGAGAAAAGGGCGACCGGGGCUUCAGAGGCCCACCCGGCCCUCCUGGACCCCCUUCCAGUGUGGAAGGUCCUGGCACAGAGUUUAUAGGACCACCGGGAAAGAGAGGAUAUCCAGGGGAAAAAGGAGAAAAAGGCUAUUGCAAUAUAUCUUUGAAUGGAGUCAAGGGUGAACCGGGCCCACCAGGACCACUAGGCAAACCUGGCAAGGAAGGAGACGAAGGACGAAAGGGAGAAAAGGGCUUCCCCGGAAAUUAUGGAUACCCUGGGCCUCAGGGUGAAAAAGGAGAAAGAGGGCCUCCUGGAUAUGCAAGUGGUGCCCCCGGUCCCCCCGGUCCCCGUGGCCUCCCUGGGUUACAAGGAGAAAAAGGUUUUCCUGGACCUCAGGGAGAAGCAGGCCCACCAGGACGCUAUCUUGAAGGACCUCGUGGAGAGACCGGCCAAAAGGGGGAUGUGGGUGAGAAAGGAGACAGGGGUAUUGAAGGAGAGUCUCUAGUUGGACCCCCAGGGCAACCGGGCCCAGAAGGACCCCCUGGGCUUCCAGGAUUACCCGUUGAUCCAAAUGAAUGCACCAAUGCAAAAGGUGCCCCUGGCCCACCCGGACCUCCAGGACUUCAAGGAGAACUGGGACAGAAAGGUGACCAAGGAGACACUUGUGUACUGUGUGAUGGGUACGGACCUCCGGGAUUACCUGGUCCCCAAGGUCUUAAAGGAGAGCGGGGACCUCCUGGUCCAGUGGGAGGCAAAGGAGACAAGGGUAAUUCUGGACCCCCAGGAGCUCCUGGAAGACCUGGCAUCAAUGGCAUUCCUGGUUUGAUUGGGGCCCCUGGUCCAGUUGGAGAGCCUGGAGAUAUAUUCAUUGCGCCGGGUCUGAAAGGAGACAAAGGCUUCCCUGGUCCUGAUGGUUCACCUGGACAACCAGGUCUAGAUGGACACCCAGGGAGGGAUGGCCUACCUGGUGUUCCUGGCCACAAAGGAGAACCUGGCACAGGGGGCCUCAAAGGUGACCGUGGAUCAAUUGGGGACCCUGGUCUUACAGGCCCACCUGGGGAGAGGGGUCCUCCAGGUCUGCCAGGCUUUGGGCGACCUGGGGUCCCUGGAGACAAGGGGAGUCAGGGGAGGUCCGGCAUCCCUGGAUUACCUGGAACACCUGGUGCGAAAGGUGAGCCUGGUCAAGGUGUGAGUAUUCCCGGACCGCAGGGUGUACCUGGACCACGAGGAGAACCUGGCACAGAUGGACCUCAAGGUCUAAGGGGUCUCCAAGGAGACUCGGGAAUACCAGGUUUUACUGGAGAAAAGGGUGAUCAAGGACCACCAGGAAUUGGAUUUCCAGGCCCAACUGGUGCAAAAGGAAUCAGUGGAAUUCCGGGUGCUCCGGGAUUACCAGGAGAGACAGGAAGACCUGGACAAGAUGGUCUUUCUGGACAACCUGGUCCACAGGGACAAAAAGGUGAACCAGGAAUGGGACUCCCGGGGCAAAAAGGCUCACAGGGUCCUCCGGGAAUUAUUGGCUUUCCUGGAGAGAAAGGUAACACAGGAUUACCUGGUAUUCCUGGGCAAGAAGGCCUGACAGGACCACCGGGACCUCAGGGAGUAAAAGGUAACAUUGGGCCCCCUGGACCAGCUGGAGUUGUAGGAUUACCCGGUGCUCCAGGUAAGGGCUUGCCAGGAGCCCCAGGACCACAAGGACAACCCGGAGAGCCCGGUCCAUUUGGUAGGAUAGGUGAAAAGGGAGAGAGGGGCUAUCCAGGUCCUCCCGGCAUUGGCAUGCCAGGGCCUCAAGGAGAAAAAGGACUCACUGGGUUACCAGGAGUCCCUGGUGUAAAAGGUUUGCGAGGAGCACCGGGCUUGCCAGGAAGGGAUGGACUGAUAGGAGACCAAGGUAUAAAAGGUGAAAUGGGGGUCAUUGGCACGCCAGGGUUGCCAGGAUUUCCCGGACCACCGGGUUUACCAGGAAGUCAAGGCUUGAGAGGUGAUCCUGGUCUUCCUGGUUUGCGAGGACAAGACGGAGCAUCUGGACUUAAAGGAGAGAGGGGGGAGACGGGUUUACAGGGGCCUCCAGGCAACAUGAGUAAAGUUGACAUGGAGCACAUGAAAGGAGAGAAGGGAGACCUUGGAGAUCCAGGGAACCCCGGAAUAACAGGACAGAAAGGCUUUCGCGGACUUCCUGGAGACCCUGGAAUGCCAGGAAAAAAUGGAGAACCCGGUUUACCCGGCCAGCCAGGUAGGAAAGGAGACACUGGCGUUCCUGGAGAACCUGGCCAUAUGGGCCCACCUGGACAAAAGGGAAGUGCAGGCGAGAUGGGAAUACCGGGUCCAGUUGGUCCAAAGGGUCUUAAAGGAGACUUAGGUACACCGGGCCAUCCAGGUUUUAGAGGAACGGAUGGAGAGAAAGGAGAACGCGGAACACCUGGUGAGCCAGGAAUCGGUCUCCCAGGAUUUCCAGGAGAAAGAGGACAACCCGGUCAACCAGGAUUCCCAGGACUGCGAGGAGAGAAGGGUCUCAAGGGUCACAUGGGGACGCCCGGCAUGCCCGGAUUGCAAGGAAUUAAAGGAGAAAAAGGAAUAUUUGGCACACCAGGCCAGCCAGGAAUACCUGGUGAGAAGGGUGUCCCUGGGCUACCAGGGUCUGCAGGAGAACCUGGUCAGGAUGGUCGGCCAGGUGAGAGUGGUUUGCCAGGACCCCCUGGUCCACCUGGAGUGAAAGGAGAAGCGGGUGUUGAUGGCAUCCCUGGGCCUUCGGGGGAGAGAGGAGACCCUGGUUUACCGGGUCUUAGUAUUCCAGGACCCCCAGGGGAGCUAGGCAGCAAAGGUGAUAGAGGUAGUCCCGGCUUCCCCGGCAGCCCGGGCUAUCCUGGUGUGCCUGGUAUCAAAGGUGACAAGGGACAUCCUGGCUUUCCGGGACGCCAAGGUGAGCCCGGAGAAAUCGGGCUCCCAGGAUUCUCCCUCGAGGGCCCUAAAGGAAACCAGGGAGAAAUAGGACAACCUGGAGAACCAGGGAUCAUUGGUGCUCCAGGACCGUCUGGCGUGCCAGGACGAGAUGGCCAGAAGGGAGACAAAGGAGACCAGGGUCUUCCCGGUUUCCAGGGAGAGUCAGGGCAAAAGGGUGACUCUGGAACACCGGGAUUUCCCGGGCCGGCUGGUCUUCCAGGUGUUCAUGGUCCCAAAGGAGAGAGGGGACUUCAGGGGGUACCCGGGUUCCCAGGUACAAAGGGUAUUCAAGGUGAUUUUGGAUUCAAAGGAGAACUUGGAGACAGAGGAUUCCAAGGAGAAAAGGGUAAUGUUGGGCCACCUGGUCCCCCUGGUCCACACACCUUCAUCAAAGGAGACAUUGGCCUACCGGGUAUCACAGGCUUACCAGGACCGCAGGGGCCAGCUGGGUUGCCAGGGCAGAAAGGACAGCAAGGCCUAACAGGCAUUUCAGGGCCAAAAGGAGAAGAUGGCCUCCCUGGUUAUCACGGUCAGCCAGGAUCCAAAGGCGAUGCUGGUCUGCCUGGGCCUCAAGGACCCAGAGGGUAUCCUGGCCCACCGGGACCUGAUGGUGUUCCCGGCCAAGUGGGACCACCCGGCCCCUCCUCUAUGGAUCAUGGUUUCCUGGUGACUCGGCACAGCCAAACAAUAGAGGUUCCACUUUGCCCCGGGGGCACGUCCCCCAUCUAUGAUGGUUACUCGUUGCUCUACGUGCAAGGCAAUGAACGCUCCCAUGGACAGGAUCUCGGUACGGCGGGAAGCUGUCUAAGAAAGUUCAGCCCGAUGCCCUUCUUGUUCUGCAACAUCAACAACGUCUGCAACUUCGCCUCCCGUAAUGAUUACUCUUACUGGCUCACCUCGCCAGAGCCCAUGCCCAUGAGCAUGGCGCCAAUUACCGGUGAAAGCAUCAAGCCCUUCAUCAGCAGGUGUGCGGUGUGUGAAGCUCCAGCCAUGGUGAUUGCCGUUCACAGUCAGACAAUUAUGAUUCCCCCAUGUCCUUACGGUUGGGACUCUCUGUGGAUUGGCUACUCUUUCGUCAUGCACACUAGUGCAGGUGCUGAGGGCUCAGGUCAAGCUCUGGCCUCUCCUGGUUCCUGCUUGGAGGAGUUCCGAAGUGCUCCGUUCAUCGAGUGCCACGGCCGAGGAACCUGUAACUAUUACGCCAACUCCUACAGCUUCUGGCUUGCGACAAUUGAAGACAGUGAGAUGUUUACGAAACCCGUCCCGACGACGCUAAAAGCGGGAAAUCUGCGAACACACAUAAGCCGCUGUCAAGUGUGCAUGAAGAGGACAUAAACCCUGCCUGACUUGCGAUCCCAUUCACUUGGCUUUAAAACUUCCUAACGCCCGAGGAUGGUGCUAUUCCCCUGCAUGUGUGAACGCAGAGGGAGGUUUGAACGUUUGCAAACCGGAACAAAAACCAAAAACAAAGACCAAGGGCCUCUUUUUCCACGCGGAACACUUCUACUAACAAAGAAUGGCGCCCAGUUUACCGCUGCACUGAGUACUUGCCCCCAAACUGGUAAACUAUUGUUCAUUUUAAAUGGGUUGCAUAUGUAAGCCAGGUGCUAUUGAAUUGUACUUAUCUGCCUUAUCGCAUUUCUUCUCUGAAAGAUAAAAGCUACUUGUUUAUAACACACAGCCACACUCUGUUUUUCAUCUUGUUUACACACACUGAUAUUACGGAUGGGACUUGCCACUGAUUCUACAAAUCAUUUGCUAAUGCACGACACGCAAAUGUAUAACCAUUCCCCUGUUGUAAAUAUAAUGCAUUCCUAGUUCAACAUACUCUCCUCAGGUUAUUAUUGAGUCGACUUUUGUGUUAUUAAAUCCCUUUUAUUUAUAAGAUGUAUGAGACUUUGUUGGACUCGAGUGAAUGCAAGGUUCAAUGGACCCCAAGACAUUUAGCGCCUUAAUAUCGUGUAAAACAGCAUUUGAGUAGAAAUGACCGAUCACAAUAUGUAUGUUUGGCAGAUAACUUCUCUGGUGCAACAAUGCUUCGUAUCCACAAAAACAAAACAAACAAACUAUUUUUUUUUAAAUGGCACAGUUAGAAAAGCUUAUACCAUUUGUUGUGAAAGUAGCAUUGUUGCAACAGAAGAAACUCUCCCCACAACACAUUUUUGUUUGUGUUGUUGCUCUUGUUGAUGCUUAAACAAAGGCACUAAAUGUAAUUGAAAUAACCCAGCUUCACUGCUUUUCUGCCUUACUCUCCUCCCCUUCAAUCUUUGAUCCCCCUCCCUCCCCAAAUGCACAUGUACAGUAUAUACCUGUAUACAUACAACAUAUCGUAUACUUCCACAUAACGUGUACUUGCUAUUCUGCUUUUGGCCUUUAUCAUGAUUGAUUGAUUGACUACAAAGUCACCCACAUGGAAGCUCCUAUUUAUACUGUUCAUGCUAAAAUUAAUGGUAACCUGGGAAAGUUGUUUUUUAAAGUGAUUUUUUACGUGGUUGGAAAUGACAAAAUAGUUUACGAUUCUGAAGCGUUGGGUGAAGAUAAUUCAAUUAACACACACUCACAGAUAGAUAAAAAGAUGGAUAGAUAAUUGCAUCACAACUUGAUCUUUUUUGUGGUUUGUAAAAAAAAAACUUUUUGUGAUAUUUCCAACCAGACAUCACCCAUUCAAUGAACACAAAUUGACUACAACUGAAAAUAUUGCAAAUGUCUAAAUUAUUUUGGGCUUACCUGUAAGGCUUAAUGUGGUAAUUAUUCAGAGACAAUGUCAGGCAGUCCACUACAAUGAAGACUAUCAAGGUUUUGUAACGAAAAACUAAAGGUUUAAUACCACUAAUAAACUGACUAGAGCAUGCAUUUGUUAAUCAAGUACAAUGGAAAAUGACAAGUGUCACUGAUUAAAAUCAUUUUUUUCCCAAUUUUGUGUAACUCAUGAAAUAAAGGCCUUUGUAGAACA